UAUGUGUGUGUAUACAGACACACAUAUAUAAAAGCUUAGGUCAUGACAAGUCUUCACUUAAACAAUACAAGACUCCGCUAUUCGUUUCUUUUUCCAAUUUCUUAUUCGCAAGUUUCUGGUGCUUCAAUGGAGGAAUGGACGAGAGGCCCAACCAUCGGCCGCGGCUCCACCGCCACAGUCUCUAUCGCCGUCGCGAGCUCCGGUAGAAUCUUCGCCGUCAAAACCGUCGAGCUCUCUUCCUCGGCGAUCUUACAGAGAGAACAAUCUCUCUUGUCCGAAUUGAGCUCUCCUCACGUAGUCAAGUUCAUAGGCUCUGUUUCGACGCGCGAGAACAAUAUAUUUCUCUACAAUAUUCUUAUGGAAUACGUCGGCGGAGGAACUCUUCACGAUCUGAUCAAGAAACGCGGUGGGAAGUUGCCGGAGCCGGAGAUCAGAUCAUUCACGCGUCAGAUUCUGAAGGGUCUGAGCUAUCUUCACUCGCGAGGGAUCGUUCACUGCGACGUGAAGAGUCAGAACGUUUUGAUCGGCGAAAACGGCGUCGUGGCGAAGAUUUCCGAUCUGGGUUGCGCCAAAACUGUGGAGAACGGCGGUGUCACUUCGGAAUUUUCCGGUACACCGGCGUUCAUGGCGCCGGAGGUGGCUCGCGGUGAGGAACAGGGGUUUGCAGCGGAUGUAUGGGCAUUGGGUUGUACGGUGAUCGAGAUGGCGACUGGUUCGAGCCCAUGGCCCGGCCUAAACGACGUCGUUGCGGCAAUGUACAAGAUCGGAUUCUCCGGCGAGUCUCCGGAGAUUCCGGGAUGGUUGUCGGAGAAAGCUAAGGACUUUCUGAGGAAUUGUCUGAGGCGAGAAGCGAGCGAGAGAUGGGCAGUUCAUGAAUUUCUGCAACACCCAUUUCUCGACGAACAAGACGAAUCUCGUACUUGUCUGAACACGAGGAUGACGACUUCUUCUUCUUCUCCUAGUACUGUGCUCGAUCAAUAUUUCUGGGAUUCAUUCGAACUCUCCAAAAGUCUCUUGAUUCAGACAGAACACGAAGACCCUUUUCCAGAUCCUUCGAGUUAUCGAGAUUCCCCCGCCGAUCGGAUCAAGAAACUCGCCGGAGAUGGGUUUUCCGGCGUGCCCGAUUGGGAUACCGACGACUGGAUUCAAUUGAGAAACAACGAGAUCGGACCAACCCAGAAACGAAAUGACGAGGAAAAUGAGAUUGGAGUCGAGGAAACGCCAUCGGAGGCAACGGAAAGUGUCGAGAGCUGGAAUUCAGAUCAGGACAGCAUGUCAUCUGAUCAUUUCUCUGACAGCGACAGCAGUAGUAAUUAUUACUACUCCACCAUUGGAGGAGAUGUAAUCCCAUCUGUCUGUUACAAUGUCGAAUGUAAUUCUGUAUCAUCCGACAUAAAUUGUGUAAAAGACAAUAAAAAAUAUUGUUUUUCUCCAAUAUUCGAAUCUAAAAAAAACUAA
This is a messenger RNA of Tarenaya hassleriana, 1458 nucleotides long. Its product is annotated as mitogen-activated protein kinase kinase kinase 2-like. The transcript has a single exon. Bases 43 to 1458 code for a protein of 471 amino acids. Gene Ontology annotation, biological process: protein phosphorylation. Gene Ontology annotation, molecular function: protein kinase activity; ATP binding. NCBI's taxonomy places the organism in Eukaryota, Viridiplantae, Streptophyta, Magnoliopsida, Brassicales, Cleomaceae. The record is from RefSeq and is a predicted model, not a curated record.